GGCAUACAUGUUCCAGAUCAAGACUGUGUGCUGUCAAUGUUACUGAUACCGGUCUGUUAAUUAGGGAGUCUCUCUCUCUCUCUCUCUCUCUCUCUCUCUCUCUCUCUCUCUCUCUCUCUCUCCUCUUUAGCCCAUGGGUUCGGAGCGGGAGGAGUUGGGCAAACGGCAGAUGCAGGAGGCACCGAGUACUGUGCAGACGCACAACACACACACUCACAGCGCCAUAAACACACACACACACAGCUGGCUGAAUGCGCCUCCCAACGCCUGCUGCUUUUGCUGGUGCUGCUGCUGUAGCUGCUCAUGCUUAACUGUGCGCCCUGCUCCGGAGGAGAGAAUCCAAAGGCUCGUUUGUGCGCAGACCCAAGUGACCAGCAACUGUGAGGACAGCCCCAAGCCCACGCUGGAGGAUGCCCGCUUGUGGACGCUGUCGUUCGAGCGCUUGAUGAAGAGUCCGGCGGGCCGCGGCUGCUUCCAGCAGUUCCUGCGGACCGAGUUCAGCGAGGAGAACCUCCUCUUCUGGCUGGCGUGCGAGGAGCUGAAGAAGGAGACCAACCGCGGCGUGGUGGAGGACAAAGUGCGGCAGAUCUACGAGGACUUUGUCUCCAUCCUGUCCCCGCGAGAGGUGAGUCUGGACUCCCGCGUGCGGGACGUUAUCAACCGGAACAUGACGGAGCCCACGUCCCACACGUUUGAUGACGCGCAGCAGCAGAUCUACACCCUGAUGCAGCGAGACUCCUACCCACGCUACAUGAACUCCAGCGUCUACUCAGAGCUGAUGCAGAGCCUGGAGCAGCCGCAGCAGCCGCAGCCACGGUGA
Molecule: messenger RNA, 820 nt
Organism: Clupea harengus (Atlantic herring)
Lineage: Eukaryota; Metazoa; Chordata; Actinopteri; Clupeiformes; Clupeidae
Product: regulator of G protein signaling 20
Source: RefSeq, a predicted model, not a curated record